UCGUCGCUCGAAAGUCUCAGUAUUACUCCGAAAGCGCGAUUGUUGGCUACGUGUCUAUACAUAAACCUUUCUUGCGAUUCUAUCGACUCGUUUAUUCUGUGUUUUCACGUCAUUACAUAGGACUGUUCCGAGUUGUUGCGGUCACAUGCUCGAAAAGACAUACUCCAAAGAAUUUAAGAUUCGGAAAGGAUAUCGCUUAUCCCUAAAUUUGCCAUUUGCUGAAGUCUGCCAUAGAUAACCUCUGCACAAAUAUUCAUCGAAGUCACCAAAUUUUCUUUGUGUUUUGUAUAUAUUUGGUAUUUUUAAUGGGUGGAAAAAUUUUGUCAUAAUGUUAUAAAAAACAGAAACCGAAUCAAGAAGUUUUCUAUCAACAACUUUCAAUAAAAAUGGUAGACUGUCGAUUCAAACUUAAAUUGAGAAAGUCACCAUCGUCUUACAGUGCUCUGCAUUCAAAAGCUACAAUCGACUCAUUAGACGAUGAUUGUUUAAUUCAUAUUUUCGAGUUCCUUUCCAUUGCAGACAGAGUGAAAAUUGAGAGAGUAUGCAAACGUUGGCAAACAAUCAGUAUGGAAUCGUGGCGUCAGUGUCGGAUACUGAGCCCAGACAAGGUUUCAUGGGGACUCAAAAAGGGAAAUGGAAAUUUAGUCAUGGAUGCGAAAGCCAUUUACAAUGUGCUAACAAGAUGCGGAUUUUAUCUGAAAUAUCUUGAAUUCUUCGGCUACCUUGACGAAUUGGUAACGUUAGGAAAUAAGAUUGGAUCGAUGUGCCCAAAUCUUGAAACUAUUUAUUUGUGUGGAGUCUCAAGUCUUAGUAUACAAAACUUAUCUGAAUAUUGUACUAAUAUCAAAGAAUUAGGAUUGAGGGAUAUUUUUGAAACAUUCGACAAUGAACUAUCGUUUCUAUUUGAAAAAAAUAAGAACCUGACGAAGAUGACAUUUUAUUCUAUAUGUGGUAUAUCGAACGGAAAAUUUUUCCUUAAUUUACCUUUUGAAUCAUUGAAAACACUCAGUAUAUUUAACUGUGAUUUUUCUUCAUUUUACGUUAAUCAAGGGAUUAGAAAAUUAAAAAAUUUAUCCGAACUAUCAUUUGAUUACUGUGAAAAUUUUGAUGAUGACUCGAUGGAAGCUAUUUGCAAUUUGACAAAUUUGAAAGAGAUUCACAUGGGUAUUUUUCCAGGAAAAAUAAGAUCAUGCAAAUAUAUGACGAGGUUGAAUAAUCUAAUAAGCAUAGAACUAUCAUCAAGUGAUCUCGUCAACAACGAACUUAUCCUUGCUCUGUGUAAGAAUUGUCGUCUGUUGUCAGAUGUCAAUAUCAGUGAGAGCAGAGUAACCGAUGAGGGUGUUCAUUGUUUAACAUCACUGCCAUACCUUCAGCGCCUAAAUAUUAAUCACCUGAAGAUUCACGAUGAAGCUGUGCAUCCUAUGCCAAAUUUGAAACAAUUUGAAUGUUUUAUGUGUCAAGAAUUGUCGGAUAAAUGUUUCAGUAUGCUUUUAGAUACUUCAAAAAAUCUCGAGUUACUUAACGUUGGUUGCUGUAAUGUUACCAAUUCAACUGUGAAAAAAGCUGUUGAUGUGACUAAGUUGAGAAUGAAUAACGUUAUUCUGUAUAUGUAUAUUUGGGGAACCAAAAUUAAAUUUGACGAAAUAACUGAAACGUCGCCACUGCUAAGACUCCUUCGCUUGAAAAGGGACAUUAAGGCCAAAAAUUACUUAUAACUUAUAAGUUCAUUCUUGUAAUAUAUUCUAUAAAUUUUAUAUUUCAUUUGUGAAAAAAUUGUAACUAUCAUUUUAACCUCGUACUUCAUUCAUAAAUUUUAAUCACUUUGUGUAAUUAUAUAAUAAAAAUGA
Molecule: messenger RNA, 1847 nt
Organism: Phymastichus coffea
Lineage: Eukaryota; Metazoa; Arthropoda; Insecta; Hymenoptera; Eulophidae
Product: F-box/LRR-repeat protein 20-like
Exons: 6
Coding region: 387-1715 (442 amino acids)
Biological process (GO): SCF-dependent proteasomal ubiquitin-dependent protein catabolic process
Cellular component (GO): SCF ubiquitin ligase complex
Molecular function (GO): protein binding
Source: RefSeq, a predicted model, not a curated record